AUGAUCCACUGCUCCAAAUGCAAGGAUUGGUUUCACUUCAAAUGUGUGGCUUUGAGCGAAAGAGACGCGGAGGAUGUCCAACUGUUCGUGUGCCCUUCGUGCCACGAAAAGACCGGUGCCCGGACGAUCAGGCAAGCAAAACGCCGCCGUGCGGCAGCCAAGAUGGAGGAAGAGCCGGCGCACGACGAGGGCGUGGAAACAGCCCCCAGCGCAGCCCAUGCCGAGCACGCCCCCGAUGCGUCCGCAAAAGGGCACGAGCCCAACGAGGGCCCACCCCGCGCGACGAGCCCGCGGCGGACGCGCACGGCGAGCGCGAGGUCCGCCGCCGCGAAGCAGGAGUCGCCGGCACCGGCACCCAGCAGCAGCGGCACCGCGACGCAGGGGAAGCGCAAGACGUCGAUGUCGGCGCAGGCGUUGCCUCCGCCCAAACGGCCCCGCUCGGAGUCGGUCGCGGGGGAGGACCCGGCGCGCAAGUACUGCCUCUCGAAGCUGCAGGAGCUCUUCUGCGAGAUCUUCAGCAAGUACCCGUUCUUCGAAGCCGCGCCGGAAGAGGAGGAGGUCCCGAGCUCGCUGCUGCGGCCGCAGAAGACGCGGGAGGAGCUCAGCGAGGAGGAGAAGGCGGCGUUGACGGCAAAGGCGCAGCAGUUCGGCGUGGAGCUCGAGCAGUGCAUGUACGAGCUCUACUCGGAGCCCGACAAGAGCGGGAAGCUGACCGUCGCGGGCAAGUACAAGGAACGCUUCCGGAUGCUCACGUUCAACCUCGGCAAGGCCGACCGCGUCGUGCUCCAUGUGCGGAUCGCGGCUUCGCGACUCACGCCGAAGGUCCUGGCGACGAUGUCCUCGACGGACCUCGCGUCGGAGGAAGAGAAGCAGUCGAUCAAGAAGCUCGAGCAGGAGGCGCUCGCGCACUCGAUCCUCAAGAAGAGCGUCGUCCCCCGCGCCAAGAUCACGCACAAGGGCCUCCAGGACAUCGAGGACGUCACCGGCGCCGGCCGGCGCGAGGUCGAGCGCGAGCGCGAAGACGAGGAGGAGGAGCGCAUCGAGCGCGAGAAGCGCGAGCGGCUCCGGCUGCAGGCCCAGCGCGCCCAGAGCCAGGGCUCCGCCCCGCCCGAGAGCCCCGUCGUGCCCAACACGCCGACGUCGGCCACCGCGCCGGCGGAGUGGGGCGCGCCCCCGCCCGUGCCCGCGCACGCGCACGCGCGGCCGCUGUUCGUGCCGUCCGCGUCCGACUUUGGCGGGGGCCACGGCGCGGGACCCGCCGCCGGCGAGCACGAGCUCAACCUUGCGGACCUGAUCAACAUCGACGAGGACGCGUCGGGCGAGGUGGCGAUGACGCCCGUCUCGGAGGCGCUCCCGACGUCCGUCGCGGAGGACGCACCGCCGCUCGGGUCGCAGGGCGCGCCGGGGUCGUCGCAGGCGCACGCUCCGCUGGAGGCUGGCAAGCCCCUGGGCGUGCGGACCGCGCAGCUGUCGCCGUUCGUGGCCAAGGGCACGCAGCCGGGCUUCGAUCUGAACGCGCUUUGGACCCCGACCGAGGGCGGGGCGAAGGAGCAGCAGGUGAAGGAGGACGAAAGGAUGGAGGUGGACGAGAGGGUGGAGACCGUGCUGGAAGGCGGGGGCGAGGAAGCAGCGGACCAAGACUUUGACAUGUUCCUCGGCAACGAGAAGGAACAGGAACAACCACCGAAGGAGCUGACGCCGGAGGAAAAACGCGUCGCGUUCGAUGCACAAACCGCCGUGUGGGAGGGUGCGAUUUCUAUGCCCUUGGAUUCGGAGAUUCAUCAAGACGCCACCGUCAUAGCCCGUCCAACGGGUGGCCGUAUUCUGUCGGGCGAUUCAUCGCUGUGGUCCAUGCUCUUUCCUGCGAAGGAGUUGAGAAUUGAUGGACGCGUCAUGAUUGAGAGGUCUGCUCAAUAUCUCAAGCAGGUCCGCCUGAACCCGUCGAAGGAGCUCGUCGCGGUCGCUUUCUCGUCCGCUCCUGGAUCAGACCCUGCGGGCUUCUAUGCACUCAGAGAUCAUCUGCUUUCGAAAGGACGGCAUGGCCUUGUCUUCCCUUGGGGACACAACCCAAAGUCGAGCGCACCCGGCCGCGAACUCUAUAUCAUCCCCCUGCUGGCGACAGAACCGAUCCCAGAGUAUAUGGAGCUUCUCGAUCGUCUGCGGCUGCCCGGCGAACGGACUGUAGACUACCUCAUCGGCAUCUGGGUUCUCACCAAGGGCAAACUUGUUGCGCCUCCUCCACAGCCGCAGCCGCAGCCGCAACCUCAACCUUUGCCUUUGCCGGAGCCUCUGCCAGAGGCUCAGCCUUUACACCAGUCUCCGCCUCCUCCUCAGACCCACACACCGCCUGAAACCGCCGUGCCCUCCAUACCCAACAUCGACUUCGCCCGUCUUCAGCAGCUAGGCCUCCUCUCCCUCCCUUCCACGCUCCCCCCGAUCCCUCCCCUCUCCCAGUCCCAGUCGCACUCACACUCCCAGUCUUCCCACUCAUCGCACUCCCACAGUCCCCCGCACCUCGAGCAGCCCCCGGCACCCGGUGUGCACCCUCUCGCUCCGCCUCCCACGGGCGCUAACCUCGCCUCAGAGAUCGCGUCGCUCACCUCCGAGCAGGUCCAGCACAUGCUCGCGUCGCUCGCCAAGGCCGCCCCGUCCGCGCUCCCGCCCUCGAUCGGCGCGCUGCCGGGCAUGCAGCCGCACGCUCCCGAGCUCCCGCACCAGCACCAGCACCAGUAUCCGCAUCAGCAACACCCCGGCCAGUGGGGCCAGCAACACCAGCAGCCCCAGCACCAGUACCCCGCGUACGGGCAGCAGCAGCAGCAGCAGCAGCCGUACGGCCCAGACGGCUACAACGUGCACAACGGCGGGGGCACCGGCCCUCCGCCCGACUACGGCUACGACCGCCCGUACGACGGCGGCUUCCCGCGCGGCCGCGGCCGACGGGGCCGUGGCGGCGAGCGCGGACGCGGGCAGUGGCAGAAGGGGUCGAGGGGGCGGGGUGGCCCGCCGCCCGCGGGCCCGCGGAACCGCAAUCCGAGCGGGAACGGCGGCGGCUGGGGCGGGGACCCUCAGCAGCGGCCGUGGAACUGA
Epithele typhae is the source of this 3087-nucleotide messenger RNA. RefSeq lists its product as uncharacterized. The coding region runs from base 1 to 3087 and encodes 1028 amino acids. Gene Ontology annotation, biological process: transcription elongation by RNA polymerase II; regulation of mRNA 3'-end processing; transcription antitermination. Lineage: Eukaryota; Fungi; Basidiomycota; Agaricomycetes; Polyporales; Epitheliaceae. Gene Ontology annotation, cellular component: nucleus. The record is from RefSeq and is a predicted model, not a curated record. Gene Ontology annotation, molecular function: RNA polymerase II transcription regulatory region sequence-specific DNA binding. The transcript is spliced from 7 exons.